Molecule: messenger RNA, 792 nt
Organism: Brugia malayi
Lineage: Eukaryota; Metazoa; Nematoda; Chromadorea; Rhabditida; Onchocercidae
Exons: 5
Coding region: 1-792 (263 amino acids)
Source: RefSeq, a predicted model, not a curated record
AUGCAAUGUAUUCAUAGACCAAUAUUACUUAUAGUGGCUCCAGUACUGUUUUGGAAUUCAGUAAAUGCAAGACGAAUUUUUGCAAUAGAUUCAGAAUGUACAAGCUGCUCCUACUAUACGACUCAUAUUUGCAUAUCACCCUUUCUAUACAGCGAGCAUCUGGUUAACAGCAUUGAAAAGCAGAUAUCUUCCAGAUUUGAACCAUGUUUAAAUGGGAGCCAGCGAGAGACUGAGCGUCCUUCGCGGUCAACAGAAAUUAUGGGAAAAAGAGGAACGAUGAUUGUGGCGAUGGUGGAAUGCAGUUCGAGGCAAAACUGGAGCGAACUUGCAGAUAUGGCGAGUGUGAAAUGGGCAGACAAAUUAUCGUGUCAUUUUGAUGCGCUGAUUGUUCUUUUCCAUCAGUCGAAGCUUAUUCCAGUUUUAUCUGUUCGUCGCAAUACUAGUACCUUAUGGCGUCAGCUGCAAUUACGAUCUUACCAGCUCAGAGGGAAAUACGGAAGUGGGGAAGCGGAGCAGCUAGUGGAUGAAUUAUUAAGUGUAAUGGAUGUGAGGGCAAGACAACCAACAGUUUCUACCAUGGGAGAAGGAUCGAAGGACCGUGAACACGUACCUAACUGGGCCUUUGUUGUCAUUAUCGUAUCAGUCUUGCUCUCUGCUGUCGCCUUUUACAUUGGCACCUGCAUCAACAAGAAGACAUCUUGGAGGCCAUUCAAUAAUGGGAAGCCAAAAACAACUGGAAAGCGACGACUGUGGGGUGCCGGAUUUUCUGGUGGUAUAUGGGGUGCAUCUUGA